Molecule: messenger RNA, 905 nt
Organism: Bactrocera tryoni
Lineage: Eukaryota; Metazoa; Arthropoda; Insecta; Diptera; Tephritidae
Product: transposable element Hobo transposase
Exons: 2
Coding region: 217-858 (213 amino acids)
Molecular function (GO): DNA binding
Source: RefSeq, a predicted model, not a curated record
AAAAAUUAUACGCGAGUAGUACCAGCUCAAGUACAGGUACGCAAUAGUUUCCUUCAAUUGAUUUGAAGUUUAAAAGUGAAAUAUUAAGCGGUAAUAAAAUUUCGUGCAAAUAACUAAGUUGCAAAUAACUUCAAUUAUAUUCAAUUUAAGUUUAUUUGUAAAAUAUAUGCGUGCUCGUUUGUACGUAUAAAACUAGCAAUAUACAUACGUAUUUCAAUGGAUCGAGAGAGUAUUUUGCAGAAAAUUGACGACGGUGUUUAUGAACUGUCACAGAAACGCAUAUCAAUGGAUUAUCGAGAUAGUGUUUUGCAGAAAAUUGAGGAUGGUGUUUAUGAACUGUCAGAGAAACGUAAAGGUAAAAGCAAAACCUGGAAUGUUUUCGCGCAAAUAAAAAAAGAGGAUGGAAGCAUUUUAGAUGGUUUUGUAUGUUGCCGCAAAUGUUUGCGCCUAUACAUAUAUAAAGGCAACUCAACGUCAAACUUGAACCGUCAUAAAUGCUUCACACCGCAACGUAAAGAAGCGACCAUAAUAAAUGAAACCCCUGUGACAGUCGAUAACGAUCUUGAGGAGGAUGUAAAAGAUUGUCCGCAGUUUUUUUCUGUUUUUACACCCGAUGAACCUCAAAUUACCGAGGCUCGCUCACAUCAACCAUCACUUUGCAACAACGAUACCAAUCCAGACAAUGCAGCUGAAAAUCAGAAUACGCCUAAACGAACAUUGAAUCACACGAAACAAUUGGAUAGUCUGUGUGAAAUGGUAAAAAUUGAUCUUCAAGAUGCCUCAGAUGAAAUUUUCUUUGAAGCUAAAUGGAAAAUUUUGGAUGUCCUACGUGAAGUUCACCAAAAAAAGCUAAAAUAAUGGUUGACUUUAAGUAAGUGCAGACGGUUGUUUCAUAUAAAGAAAAA